Anisakis simplex (herring worm) is the source of this 543-nucleotide messenger RNA. The record is from the annotation of a GenBank genome assembly. NCBI's taxonomy places the organism in Eukaryota, Metazoa, Nematoda, Chromadorea, Rhabditida, Anisakidae.
AUGGCUGAUAAUCAGGACACAGUGGCUAUAUGGACAGUUCCUCUGCAGAAUAAAGUGUACAAAAUAGAAUUCGAACAUGGUACAACAACAGGCAAACGUGUCAUACGGGUCGAUGGGCAGGAAGUGUUACGAAAAGACUGGAUGUUCAAAUUGGUCGGAAAGGAGCAAUUCUCAAUCGGUCAAAUCAAAUGCGUUAUCAGUGUUGAAGCAUUGGGUACGUUUGCGUAUGAAUACAGUCUGGAGGUGAACGGGAAAACAUAUGAGAAGUUCCGUGAAGAACAAAGUAAAUUGCUGCAAACAUGGAACGUCAAUAUCGGUGGAGAAGAUAUGCGAAUUUGCCUUGAGAAGGGCACAAUGGACAUUUGGGUGAAUGGACAAAAGAUGGAUACUGCGGGUGAAUUCGUGGAGGAUGGAACAGAGACGCAUUUCGAGAUCGGGAACAGCUCUUGUUACGUGAAGGCAUCGAGCAGUGGCAAGAAGAAAGUUGGUGUGAUACAUCGUCUUUACGUCAACGGCAACGAAGUGCCUCCAGCCGAACAAUGA